This is a messenger RNA of Stylonychia lemnae, 2025 nucleotides long. The record is from the annotation of a GenBank genome assembly. NCBI's taxonomy places the organism in Eukaryota, Ciliophora, Spirotrichea, Sporadotrichida, Oxytrichidae.
AUGAAAAUCUCGCUCUCAGUUAUUCUCCUCUUAUUUGGAGUCCAACUCGUCUCUGCAUCAUUUAGCAGAAUGCAAAAAAUGAUAAGAGCUUUACCUCAAACCAAACAAUUAGACUUUUCAUGUACAACAGCAAUAGACAGAAUUAACAGUGCUCUUCCUGAUUACAAGUCGAUUGUGUCUACUUCUUCCGAUUUUUGGAAUGAUAAUAAGUUCCCUGCUGAUGCAACUUCAAUAUAAUGGACAGGUACUAGAUAUACAGAGAAUUUACUUACUGGUUUCAUUAAUAAUAAAUGGGAGAGAUUAAAUAACUUCUGUCCUACUUGCACACUCUUCGGUACAUCUGAUUUCCUGGGUGAUAUUGAUCAGGGUGGUCUUGGUGACUGUUACUUAUUGGCUGGUGUUUCGGCUGUAGGCGAAUUGAAUUCAAGAUUCGAAAAAGCUUUCGUAAAUCCAGAAAUUAACUGGGCUGGCCUUUACGCUUUCAAUGUUUAUAUCAGAGGUAUCCCUCAUGUGUUAGUAGUUGAUGAUGCUAUCCCAGCAGGAGAUUAUGGAAAGAAGCCAGCUUUUGCUUCUUUUGGAAGUGAUGGCUCUAUUUGGGGUCCUCUUCUUGAAAAAGCAUUUGCCAAGGUAAACAGCAAUUAUGAAGAAAUUAAAGGUGGUCAAGUAAAUGAAGCCUUUAGUUUCAUGGCUAGUGUACCUAGUGACAUUUUCAAAUUAAAUGAUCUCAGCAUAGACUCUAUAUGGACCUUAGUAAGCUAAGCUGAUGCUAAAAAUUGGGUGAUGGGAAUAAGUUCUCCAAGCUCCCCUGGAGGUGACAAAGAUAGAUGCAAUUUGAAUCUUCCUUGUGGUCACGCUUAUUCACUACUCGGAGUUGCAACUGUAUAUAACCAAGAUAGAAGCUAAGCUAUAAAUCUGUUCAAGAUUAGAAAUCCAUGGAGGAAAGAUGCUGAUUUCACAGGUUCUUUCUCAGAUAACUCUACUGUUUGGUCCACUAUUGGAGCUGAUGGUUUAACAUACUCCUAGUAGAUCUAGCUAGUUAUUGCUGAUGAUGGAGUUUUCUAUAUGACAGUAGAUGAAGUAAAAGGGGCUUUAUCUGGUUUUACUAUCGGUAAAUAUACCUAAAACUUUGUCACAUCAUGGUACGAUAAGAGAAAUGAUUAAGUUGCUAACGAAACUACACCUUCUACUUUUUAAUUCACUCUUACUGAAUCAACUCCAAUGUACAUUAGAGUUAUGAUUUAUCCAAAAAGAAUGUAUCCAUUCUCGUGCAAAUCUGACUCUACAAAACUAAAACUUAUCCUCUAGGAUGCAAGUGGCUCAAGAGUAUAAUACUUUUCUUCAUUCGAGUCAAACAAUCCAUACAUAGAUCUAGUUGACACUCCACUUGCUGCUGGCACUUAUACUUUGAAAUUCUACCCUAAGUGGACUAAUGUUGAUGUUAGAGAUUACGGAAUCAUUAUUGAUGCUCCAAUAGACAUUACUAUCACUGAUGCUAAUGGUCAAAUUAGUCGACUUACUGGUCAUGAUUUCAACAACAAAGAAUUAAAGCCAACUGUUGAUUAGGCUCCAAAAAAGUCAAAGCCUUAGCUUCCUGAUAUUUUACAAUCUGGACCUGCCUAUGUUAUGACAGGAGAUCUAGAUUAAGACAUUGUCAACAUCAGAUUCUCAUCUUCUCUACAAAUUACUGACUCUAAAGGAAACGGUGUUUUCCUUUAAGGAUCUGUAUCAAACGUCAAUAAAAAAAGCAAUAGAUAAAUAUUAGCUUAUUUCUUGGGAACUUAAACAGAAACAAAGACAUAUAACGGUUAAAUGACAAUUAAAACUAAGCCAGGAUACUACUUUAAAUAUUCUCUAGGAAACGAUAAAUGUGGCAUUACACCUGCUUCUAAAGCUGGAGAAAAGGAUAUUAUUUAAUGCAGUUGCGUUAUUACGCCUGACUUCUAUCCAAAGGAAUGCCUCCUUGUUCUUGCUACUAGUCCAGGAGAGGGAACAAGCACUUCAAAUAAAGCCUCAGCAUCGUCUUGA